Messenger RNA from Pleurotus ostreatus (oyster mushroom), 3783 nucleotides. RefSeq names its product Hsp70 suppressor, GTPase facilitates ribosomal subunit dissociation (gene HBS1). Bases 1 to 3783 code for a protein of 1260 amino acids. Gene Ontology annotation, molecular function: GTP binding; GTPase activity. The transcript has 14 exons. Gene Ontology annotation, biological process: translation. NCBI's taxonomy places the organism in Eukaryota, Fungi, Basidiomycota, Agaricomycetes, Agaricales, Pleurotaceae. The record is from RefSeq and is a predicted model, not a curated record.
AUGCUGGGCGCCGAACGCGUCUGGAUUCUGCAGGAAAAGGUCGUGUUUGGAUUUAUUGUGGAAUCACCUGACCCUGAGUUAUCUAAUCGCCGAAGUUCUAAUUGGGUGACUUCAACUUUCAAGCUGCACGUUCAGAUCGCUCCAACUUCCAAGUUCAUAUCGCUUAGUAGCAUGUCUCGGCACAGAGAUAUAAGGAAUAUAAACAUCGAGAAUGAACUUGACGACGAGGCCAUCGACGAUGGAGGGGAAUACGAUAUGACCCCAGAACAGGAAGCGCAAAUGAACGAUGCCCUAGAGCAAGUUAGAAACAUCGUGGGCGAUGAAUAUGAUUGCGGCAUUUCCGACAAGGACCUAAAGAUGGCCCUUUGGGACCGUUUUUUUGAUGUCCACCAAGGAGUUAACUGGGUGUUUGAGGAGAAAGACCGUAGGGCUCAGGCCCGUGAUCGCAAAGGCAAGGAUCUGCCUCCCUUACCGCCAGACGAUGGGACCAUCUCGCCAACAUACCUGCAUGCCAACUACCAAGGAGGCGAGCGUCCCCGAAUCCCUUUGAUUGUCCUCGCGCAGCAGCAAUAUCGGGAGAACGUAGGGGAUGAUUCGCAAUCAUCAAUUCAACAGGACGUCAGCGCUGGUUAUCGAUUAUCUACCAUUUCUGAGCGCACUGAACGUACUGAACCCUCUCCUGCCUGGCCCCUCCGCAAGCAGGCUGCCACACCAUCCCCUCUACACGUACCACGCCCCGCGUCGGAGACCCCAUCUACCUCCUACGGAGAGAUCAUUGAAGGCCGGGAUGUGACUACAAUUGACCCAAACUUAAUCCCCUUGUCUCCCUCCGAUUCCGCUGUUUACAGACUUUCGAAGUACGAGCCACCUCCUUCCAUGCCUUCGUCUGGUACACGAACAGCAGAACCUUCACCGCCUAAUCCUCCGAGCGUUUCAUUACCGCCGCUUGAAAACAUCCCAGAUAUACCCGAUUUCAGCUCUAUACCCAGCCGGCAACCAACCGUGUCAGCACCCCCAAAGCAAUCCAAAUUGGCUGCGUUGGCCAGUUCUAGAGCCAGUAAGAUCAGCGCGGCCAAAAGCGACGCGUCAAGCUCCUCUACCACCAUACUCUCAGGAUCGAUUCGUACUUUCCCCGUCCUCCGCCCGAAUUCGCAAUCUAUUCGUCCGCCAAGUUCUACUGCCCCUUCUCAAGGUGCGGAGGGCGCUCCGCUGUCCCCAGAGUCUUCUAUCCAUUCGUCAGUCAUCAACAGGGCUAUUGAUGCUGCUAUAGCUCUCGAGACUCUGGACAAGUCAGCAACACAAAAGCCCUCUCCGAUCGCAAAUGACCCUCCUGCAAGAACUCCUACCCAAAGUCCGCGUAUGAUACCGCCUCCUGUCGAGAACAAAUCCUCGACAUCUCGACCUCCAUCUAAGCUGGCCCUUCUCGCUCAGGCUAAGGCUAAGGCUGGCUCUUCUAUGGUACCAAGCGCAGCAGAGUCUCUGGUAAAACUAUCUACUAAGAAGGCGUUGGCUUUGUUGCCAAAGGACCAUACCGAGAUUCUGACUCCCACGGCCAAUGGACCGACUGCUACGACUGCCAUCACGACGUCGUAUCAGUCCCUGUUUAGCUUGACGGAUCCGAGUCGACCUCAUGUCGUGCCCGCCCUUCGAGUUGUCCCUUUCGAAGCAACUAGGUCUGUUGACUCAGGGGACGCAAAACAGUCUAAGCUCGCGAUGAAAAUCCGCAGAGCGCAGGAAAAGCACACUCAGCCGUCUCCUGUAGAGCCUGUUGCAGCACCUCCAAUUGUGUCCCCUUUGUUCAAGGGGAAAUCCUCUCAAGCUCGUGCGUCGCCUUCGGCCUUUGGCUCUCUCCUUGUCCAUGAAACUCAAGAAACUGCUAAAGACAAACCACAUCGAAGGCAUAAAGAGAAGAAGCACUCUGGGGGUAUUGACGGAGAGGAAGUGGAAGAUGCUCAUCGGUCACGCCGGAAGCACUAUUUAUCACCGGUUCCUGAACUCGCUGUGCCUUUCGGUUUCGCGUUCAAUGAGCCCAGCCCCGAUGACAUCGUCUUCAACGCUCGCAAGGGAACCUCGCUGGGCAAAGGCUCUGAAUCGUCCCGCCAUUCUGUUAAAUCCCCCGCUAGAGAACGCGAAAAGGCUGCGAAGAUGUCUUCGAGGAUGCCAGGAGUGGGCUCUGCACAAGCUUCGCGUGCUGGGUCACCAGCGAAAGGACCUCGAAAGGGCGUUGGUACGCCCAGGAAAACAUCUGGUACAUCGACCCCUCUGCGAGGAGCAGGAGUUGAUCAGCGGCAGCUUGACCUGUCGGGUUUGAACCUGGGUCCCAAAGAUGAAGGACCGUCCGUUGCGGAGGAACCUCCAAAGAUGAGUUUCGCACGGGAGAAAUUACUUGAGGAAGCCAAGAAGGCCCUGGAUGCAGAGAAUGUCAAGAAGGGCGUAAGCCUUGUUGUAAUCGGCCAUGUCGAUGCUGGCAAGUCGACUCUCAUGGGGAGAUUAUUGUACGAACUAGGUCGUUUAGAUGAAAAGACACGUACCGCGAACGAGCGUGGUAGUAGCAAAGUUGGCAAGAGUAGCUUCAGCUGGGCCUGGGGACUCGAUGGCACGACGGAGGAAAGGGAAAGAGGAAUUACUAUGGACAUUGCGUUGCAAUCUCUAACUACACCUCACCGGCAAGUCACCAUCCUGGAUGCACCCGGGCACAAGGACUUCAUCCCGAAUAUGAUUUCGGGGGCGUCUCAGGCAGAUUGCGCCUUGCUGGUCGUCGAUGCCUCUACGGGCGAGUUCGAAGCCGGCUUUGACAGAGGUGGUCAAACUCGAGAACAUCUACUUCUUGUGAGAAGUCUCGGCGUCUCACAAGUGAUAGUAGCCAUCAACAAACUUGAUAUGGUACAAUGGGAUAAGGAUCGAUAUGACGACAUUUGUAGUCUUCUGCGCCCAUUCCUAGUUCAAUCUGGGUUCCAGCCGUCAAAAACCAAGUACGUUCCGGUCGGCGCUGUUCAGGGAGUCAAUUUAGUUUCACUUGGUGGCGAUGAUGGCAAGCUCCUCAAGCAGUGGUACACCGGGCCUACGUUGGUUGAUUUGUUGGACGUUCUGGAACCCCCGAGGCGAGAUAUUGCGGCUCCGUUGCGUAUACCUAUCGCGAAUGUAUUCAAAGGCACAGGUUCUACAACAGGUAUCUCCGGGAGGAUAUGUGCUGGUGUCGUACAAGUCGGGGAAAAGCUUCAAAUACUGCCAGGAGACGAGACAGGGGUAGUGAAACAAAUAUUUGUUGAGGAGGAACCCAAACCAUGGGCUGCGGCUGGGGACAAUGUCACGAUAUACAUGACGGCCGUGGACCCCCUCCACCUUAAUAUCGGCAGCGUACUAUGUCCACCGAACGCUCCUGUACCCCUGGCCACCAUCUUCACUGCGCGCAUCAUUGUCUUUGACAUACAGGUCCCCAUCACGGCUGGCGCAUCUGUUGAGCUGUUCCAUCACUCCCGAGAUCAACCUGCCACUGUCUCCCGAUUAUUAGCUACGGUAGAUCGGGCAUCGGGGAAUGUGGUCAAGAAAAAUCCCAGAGUUUUGACUAAGGGAACACCGGCAGAGGUACAGAUUACGCUUCGGACGACGGCGACAGGGCCUUCUGUUACAGCACGUCCUAUUCCCCUGGAAACGUUCUCGGCGAACAGAGAUAUGGGCCGGGUUUUGAUUAGACGUGGAGGAGAGACGAUUGCCGCGGGUGAGUUAACUGUAUCUCCUCCCCACUCCAUACUAACUCUCAUCUUCAAUAGGCAUCGUACUUGA